This is a messenger RNA of Drosophila hydei, 1151 nucleotides long. RefSeq names its product DBF4-type zinc finger-containing protein 2 homolog (gene Mst98Ca). The record is from RefSeq and is a predicted model, not a curated record. The transcript has a single exon. NCBI's taxonomy places the organism in Eukaryota, Metazoa, Arthropoda, Insecta, Diptera, Drosophilidae. The coding region runs from base 91 to 1086 and encodes 331 amino acids.
UUCAAUUCGACCAGCAUCCAAAUUGUAUCAACAAAAUUUAAAAUUUUUUUUAUUAAAAUCAAAACAAACUUAUUUCAAUUUUAAGUCAUAAUGUGUUCUCCCUGCGGACCGUGUAGCCCAUGUGAUCCUUGCUGUGGACCUUUUGAGUGCUCUCCAAAGUGUUAUAAUGCUGCUCAAUUGGAGGCGUUACCGCAAUGUGCGCCCCGCAUACCGCCGCCAUUUCCGAAGUGCAUUACUGUGCAGCAGCCGCCGAGGCUAAUAUGUAAAAAGCGUGUAGUUUUUACGGAGAAAAUUGUGCCUGAGCCAAUGGUGGUAAAUCGGUGUCGUCAAAUCACUGUCCCGAAAGUGGUAGAUGCGACUCGGGUAAUUAAGGUUCCAAAACUCAUUUGGGUAUCUCAAAUGGUUCGCGAGCCUCGCGUUAUAUAUUAUCCGUCUAUGAUACCUGAUCCCUAUGUAGUCUGUUAUCCGAAACGAGUUUGCGAACCCAGGGAAGUCUGUCAGUCAAUAUUGUGCCAACCAAAACCACAAACAAUCGAUAUACCACCUCCUCGGGAAUAUUGUUGCUACCCGAACGGACCAAUUAACUACAAACCAAGUGCCGCGUGUCCGCCAUGCCCAAUUGGACCGUGUGCUCCUGGGGGCGCCUGUUGCCCACUUCCUUGUUUCUCUACGAAUCAAUAUCCAGUAUGCGAGACUCGUUGUGGGCCGUGUGGCCCAUGUGGACCGGGUCGAUGUGGACCCUGUGGACCUGGGCGAUGUGGACCCUGUGGUGGACCAUGUGGUGGCCCAUGUGGACCCUGUGGAGGAACUUGCGCUGUACCUAAUUGUGGGCCAUGUGGGUUGACAAUGCCUUCAGGUCCUUUUAUACCCGCACCUUGUGGUCCGUGUGGAACAGGUUGUGGGCCUUUGGGAAAUGGGCCUUGCGGUCCUUGCGGCCCGUGUGGGCCUUGUUCACCACCGUGCCCCUACGAAUCACCAGAGUGUGGGCCCUGCUAUCCUUGUGCGCCGACGCCAUGGAACACACAUUGUGGGCCAGUUGGGCCAUGCGGUCCUCAAGUUCCCUGUGGUCCUUGUGGUCCUUGUUAAAUUUCAAAUUUAAAUGGAAAUACUAAAUUGAUAUUGUUGGCCCGUAAAUAAAACUUCUGCAUGAA